UUUCGCGAGAGUUGGGGUCUUCGCGUUGGGAGAGGGCCCGGUUCUGUGGAGUAGCUUGUUCGCUACCCUUUGGGCGGGUGAACCCGAAGUCAGGCUCGGAACCCGAGCGGCAGAUCCUGCGCACUCAGCUGCGCUUCUGUUGAAAGCCCAGAGGAGGAAAGAAUGGCUGUUGCAUAUUCAAAAGCAAAGUUCAAGUUCCACUCUUCCUGCUACCCCUUCAGAACAAAAUGAAACAACCAACAUGGAUUAUUUUGAAGAAAAUUCCAGUUCUGCCUUUUCCAGGCUCUCUCCUUCUGUAAGAUAGGAACCCAGAAGACUGAUCACUUUUUGCAGCUCUAGAAACCAUGUUUCAGAGAUCAGUGAUGUUCAGGGAUAUUGCCGUUGACUUCUCGCAGGAAGAGUGGGAGUGCCUGGACCCUACUCAAAGGGAUUUGUAUAGAAACGUAAUGUUGGAGAACUAUAGUAAUUUGGUGUCACUAGACUUACCUUCAAGGUGUGCAAAUAAAGACUUAUCUCAAAAAAGGGGCCCUAAUGAAACAGAAUUAUCUCAAUGGGAAAUGAACGGUAGGCUUGAAAACUGUGAACUUGAUAAGACCAAUCCCAGAGAUUAUUUGGAAGUCAAAGGAAAGUUGGAGAAUCAACGUGAAAAUCAGAAAGAAUACUUUGGUCAAGGGAUGAUCACAUAUGACAGAAUGUCUGUUUUCAACCAGCAUACCUACUUAUCUCAACAUCCAAGAUGUCAUUCUUUGGAGAAACCCUAUAAGUGUAAGGAAUGUGGGAAAGCCUUCCGUCGUGCCUCACACCUAAGUCAACAUCAGAGUAUUCAUACUGGUGAAAAACCCUAUGAAUGUAAGCAGUGUGGGAAAGCCUUUAGUAGAGAUUCUCAGCUCAGUCUUCAUCAGAGACUUCAUACUGGUGAGAAACCAUAUGCAUGCAAAGAAUGUGGGAAGGCCUUUACUCAAAGUUCACAACUUAUUUUACAUCAUAGAAUUCAUACUGGUGAGAAACCAUAUAAAUGUGAAGAAUGUGGAAAAGCCUUUAUUCGUAGCUCACAACUCACCCGUCAUCAAAAAGUCCAUACUGGUGAGAAACCUUAUGAAUGUAAAGAAUGUGGAAAGGCCUUUACUCAGAACUCACAACUUACUCUGCACCAGAGACUUCACACUGGUGAGAAACUGUAUGAAUGUAAAGAAUGUAGGAAGGUCUUUACUCAGCUCUCACAACUUAUUCUGCAUAAAAGAAUUCAUACCGGUGAGAAACCUUAUGAAUGUAAGGAAUGUGGGAAGGCUUUUAUUUGUGGCUCACAGCUUUCUCAACAUCAGAAAAUUCAUAAUGGGGAAAAGCCAUAUGAAUGUAAGGAAUGUGGAAAGGCCUUUAUUCGUGGCUCACUCCUAAUGCAACAUCAAAGGAUUCAUACUGGUGAGAAGCCCUAUAAGUGUGAAGAAUGUGGUAAGGCCUUUAUCCGUGGUUCACAACUUACUCAACACCAGAGAAUUCAUACUAAUGAGAAGCCCUAUGAAUGUAAGGAAUGUGGAAAGACCUUUAGUCAUGGCUCACAACUUACUCAACAUCAAAGAAUUCAUACUGGUGAAAAGCCCUAUCAAUGUAAGGAGUGCGGAAAAGCUUUUAAUCGUGGCUCACUCCUUACACGACAUCAAAGGAUUCACACUGGUGAGAAACCAUAUGAAUGUAAAGAGUGCGGAAAAAACUUUAGUCGUGGCUCAGAACUUACUCAACAUGAGAGAAUCCACACUGGUGAGAAACCCUAUGAAUGUAAGGAAUGUGGAAAGUCUUUUAUUCGUGGCUCACAGCUUACUCAGCAUCAAAGGAUCCAUACUGGUGAAAAACCUUAUGAAUGUAAAGAAUGCAGAAUGGCUUUUACUCAGAGUUCACAUCUUUCCCAACAUCAGAGACUUCAUACUGGUGAGAAACCCUAUGUAUGUAAUGAAUGUGGGAAGGCCUUUGCUCGUGGCUUAUUGCUUAUUCAACACCAGAGAAUUCACACAGGUGAAAAACCAUAUCAGUGUAAGGAAUGUGGGAAAGCCUUUAUUCGUGGUUCACAGCUUACUCAACAUCAGCGAAUUCACACUGGAGAGAAACCUUAUGAAUGCAAGGAAUGUGGAAAGGCCUUUAGUCAUGGCUCUCAACUUACUCUACACCAGAGAAUUCAUACAGGAGAGAAGCCCUAUGAAUGCAAAGAAUGUAGAAAGGCCUUUACUCAAAGCUCACAUCUUUCUCGACAUCAGAGAAUUCACACUGGUGAAAAACCGUAUCAGUGUAAAGAAUGUGGGAAGUCUUUCACUCGUGGUUCACAACUUACUCAACAUCAGAGAAUUCACACAGAUGAGAAACCCUAUGAGUGUAAAAAAUGUGGAAAGGCCUUUAGUCAGAGCUCACAGUUUAUUCAACAUCAGAGAAUUCAUAUUGGUGAAAAAUCUUACGAAUGUAAAGAGUGUGGGAAAUUUUUUAGUUGUGGUUCACAUGUUACUCGGCAUCUAAAAAUCCAUACUGGUGAAAAACCCUUUGAAUGUAAAGAAUGUGGAAAGGCCUUCAGUUAUAGCUCAUACCUUUCUCAACAUCAAAGAAUUCAUACUGGUAAGAAACCCUACGAAUGUAAAGAAUGUGGGAAAGCCUUUGGUUAUUGCUCAAAUCUCAUUGACCACCAACGCAUUCACACUGGUGAAAAACCAUACGAAUGUAAAGUAUGUGGGAAAGCCUUUACUAAAAGCUCACAACUCUUUCAACAUGUGCGAAUUCAUACAGGCGAAAAACCCUAUGAAUGUAAGGAUUGUGGCAAAGCCUUUACUCAGAGCUCAAAGCUAGUUCAGCAUCAGAGAAUCCACACUGGUGAGAAACCAUAUGAAUGUAAGGAAUGUGGCAAAGCCUUUAGUAAUGGCUCAGCACUUAUUAAUCAUCAGAGAAUUCACACUGGUGAAAAACCCUAUGAUUGUAAAGAAUGUGGGAAGGCUUUUACUCAGAGCUCACAACUUCGUCAACAUCAAAGAAUCCAUGCUGGUGAGAAACCUUUUGAAUGUCUUGAAUGUGGGAAGGCCUUUACCCAGAACUCACAACUUUUUCAGCAUCAGAGAAUCCAUACAGAUGAAAAACCAUAUGAAUGUAGUGAAUGUGGAAAGGCCUUUAAUAAAUGCUCAAACCUUACUCGACACUUGAGAAUUCAUACAGGAGAAAAGCCCCAUAACUGUCAGGAAUGUGGGAAGGCAUUUAGUAGUGGCUCAGAUCUCAUUCGCCAUCAGGGAACUCAUACUAAUGAAUAAUAAACAUUACAGGUCUUAUUACAUUCUUAACAUUUAAAAAAUUGAUAUUUGAUAGUUACCCUGUUCUACUGUAUUGUUUAUUUUAUAUUUAAGUUUUCAAUCCAAAUACAUUUCACUAUAGGUUAUGCAUUCACAGAGUAUAAAUUGAUACCAGAUGUGGGGGUGCAUGCCUGUAAUCCCAGCACUCAGAAGGCUGAAGCAGGAAGAUUGCCAUGAGUUCAAGGCCAACUUG
Chinchilla lanigera (long-tailed chinchilla) is the source of this 3507-nucleotide messenger RNA. Its product is annotated as zinc finger protein 420. The coding region runs from base 345 to 3275 and encodes 976 amino acids. Gene Ontology annotation, biological process: negative regulation of transcription by RNA polymerase II. The record is from RefSeq and is a predicted model, not a curated record. The transcript has 8 exons. Gene Ontology annotation, molecular function: DNA-binding transcription repressor activity, RNA polymerase II-specific; RNA polymerase II cis-regulatory region sequence-specific DNA binding; DNA-binding transcription activator activity, RNA polymerase II-specific. Gene Ontology annotation, cellular component: nucleus; transcription regulator complex; PcG protein complex. Lineage: Eukaryota; Metazoa; Chordata; Mammalia; Rodentia; Chinchillidae.